This is a messenger RNA of Haliotis rufescens (red abalone), 1893 nucleotides long. Its product is annotated as mucin-2-like. The record is from RefSeq and is a predicted model, not a curated record. The transcript is spliced from 3 exons. Lineage: Eukaryota; Metazoa; Mollusca; Gastropoda; Lepetellida; Haliotidae. The coding region runs from base 1 to 1893 and encodes 630 amino acids.
AUGUCUAGAUGGUUAAAUGACACUGACCUCGUCCUCUUCGACUCACCACCCAUACAGACAUCGUCUCAACCGUACACACGGACGCCACUUGACCUCGUCUCACCAAUACAGACAUCAUCCCAACCGUACACUCGGACAACACUUGACCUCGUCUCACCCAUACAGACAUCAUCUCAACCGUACACUCGGACAACACUUGACCUCGUCUCAUCCAUACAGACAUCAUCUCAACCGUACACUUGGACAACACUUGACCUCGUCUCACCCAUACAGACAUUGUCUCCACCGUACACUCGGACAACACUUGACCUCGUCUCACCCAUACAGACAUCGUCUCCACCGUACACUCGGACGCCACUUAACCUCGUCUCACCCAUACAGACAUUGUCUCCACCGUACACUCGGACAACACUUGACCUCGUCUCACCCAUACAGACAUCGUCUCCACCGUACACUCGAACAACACUUGACCUCGUCUCACCCAUACAGACAUCAUCUCAACCGUACACUCGGACGCCACUUGACCUCGUCUCACCCAUACAGACAUUGUCUCCACCGUACACUCGGACAACACUUGACCUCGUCUCACCCACACAGACAUCAUCCCAACCGUACACUCGGACAACACUUGACCUCGUCUCACCCAUACUCACCCGUACACUCGGACGCCACUUGACCUCGUCUCACCCAUACAGACAUCGUCUCAACCGUACACUCGGACAACACUUGACCUCGUCUCACCCACACAGACAUCAUCCCAACCGUACACUCGGACAACACUUGACCUCGUCUCACCCAUACUCACCCACAUCGUCUCCACCGUACACUCGGACAACACUUGACCUCGUCUCACCCAUACAGACAUCGUCUCCACCGUACACUCGGACAACACUUGACCUCGUCUCACCCACACAGACAUCAUCUCAACCGUACACUCGGACAACACUUGACCUCGUCUCACCCAUACAGACAUCGUCUCCACCGUACACUCGGACAACACUUGACCUCGUCUCACCUAUACAUACAUCGUCUCCACCGUACACUCGGACAAAACUUGACCUCGUCUCACCCACACAGACAUCAUCUCAACCGUACACUCGGACAACACUUGACCUCGUCUCACCCAUACAGACAUCGUCUCCACCGUACACUCGGACAACACUUGACCUCGUCUCACCCACACAGACAUCAUCUCAACCGUAUACUCGGACAACACUUGACCUCGUCUCACCCAUACAGACAUCGUCUCCACCGUACACUCGGACAACACUUGACCUCGUCUCACCUAUACAUACAUCGUCUCCACCGUACACUCGGACAAAACUUGACCUCGUCUCACCCACACAGACAUCAUCUCAACCGUACACUCGGACAACACUUGACCUCGUCUCACCCAUACAGACAUCGUCUCCACCGUACACUCGGACAACACUUGACCUCGUCUCACCCACACAGACAUCAUCUCAACCGUAUACUCGGACAACACUUGACCUCGUCUCACCCAUACAGACAUCGUCUCCACCGUACAAUCGGACAACACUUGACCUCGUCUCACCAAUACAGACAUCAUCUCAACCGUAUACUCGGACGCCACUUGACCUCGUCUCACCCAUACAGACAUCAUCUCCACCAUACACUCGGACGCCACUUGACCUCGUCUCACCCAUACUUACCCAGCCCCAGGAGCCAGAGCAGGAGCCCAAUGUGUCAGACCAGGAGCCGGAGGAGCCAGAGCACGGGCCAAAUGAGUCAGAGCAGGAGCCGGAAGAGCCAGAACAGGGGCCUAAUGGGUCAGUGCAGAAGCCAGAGCAGGAGCCAGAGGAGCCAGAGCACGGGCCAAAUGAGUCAGAGCAGGAGCCGGAAGAGCCAGAACAGGGGCCUAAUGAGUCCUAG